AUGCUGAAGCUCGUCACAAACAAUCCCAGGAUCGCAUCGGAACUGCUGCACCGCUCCUCCAAGAUGUCACCAGCUUUUACUCUGUAUGGCGCCCGCGGUUCGACCAACACGGACCGUGUCCGUCUAACCCUUGCCGAGGGUGGUUUCACAGACUACGAGCUCAUUCUCAUCAACCUCUACAAAGGUGAACAAAAAUCCGGAGAAAACCUGAAGCGUCACCCGUGGGGCAAGGUUCCCGUCGUCACGUUCCCCGACGGCUUCACCCUCUACGAGAGCCGCGCCAUUGGCAAGUACCUCGCCAAGAAGUACUCGUUCCCGCUGCUGCCCUCGGACUCUGACGCCGAGGCUGCGGCGCUGUUCGACCAGGCGCAGUCGGUGGAGACGCUCUACUUCGCCGACCCGGCGGGCCGAAUCGGGUACGAGAAGUUCGUCAAGAAGUUUAUCGGGUUGCCCGCCGACGAGGCCGUCGUCUCAGCCGCCCUGCGGUCCGUCGAGGCGUUCUUCGACGUCGCGGAGCGUGCGCUGCAGCAUAGUGACUACAUGGCCGGGAAGGACUUCACCCUCGUCGACAUCAACUACAUUCCGCUCGUCCAACGGCUGGUUGCGUGCGGAUACGGAGACGUCAUCCUCGGCCGCAAGGCCGUGCAAGCUUGGUGGGACCGAGUCGUCAACAGGCCGGCCAUCCAGCAGCUGUUGGCCGCGGACAAGGAGACUAUGACCGCCGCGCGUGGAUAG
Messenger RNA from Colletotrichum higginsianum IMI 349063, 735 nucleotides. Its product is annotated as Glutathione S-transferase. Gene Ontology annotation, molecular function: glutathione binding; glutathione transferase activity. Bases 1 to 735 code for a protein of 244 amino acids. The transcript is spliced from 2 exons. NCBI's taxonomy places the organism in Eukaryota, Fungi, Ascomycota, Sordariomycetes, Glomerellales, Glomerellaceae. Gene Ontology annotation, cellular component: cytoplasm. The record is from RefSeq and is a predicted model, not a curated record.